This is a messenger RNA of Prorocentrum cordatum, 517 nucleotides long. The record is from the annotation of a GenBank genome assembly. Lineage: Eukaryota; Dinophyceae; Prorocentrales; Prorocentraceae.
GACCUCACCCAGCCAGUCGGCAACCACAGCGCGCACUUCGGCCUCUCCUUCGCCGACCCCAGGCAGCCGCGCGAGUGGCGCACCACGUUGCUCGUGCGCAACCUGCCGUGCCACUCCGCGCCGAACGAGCCUCAUGUCUCUCAUGGAUGAGCUUGGCGUGAAAGGACAGUACGAUUUUGUGUACGCGCCCAUGGAUUUCAAGAGCAAGCGCAGCAUGGGCUAUGCCUUCGUGAACUUCCGCAGCGUUGCCGCGGCGCUCUUCUUCAAGAAGUCCAUGGACGGCUUCUCGCGCUGGCCCAUACGCAGCCAGAAGGUCUGCUCCGUUAUUUGGAGCGACACGCAGGGUCUGGAAGCCAAUAUCGACGUCGUGCUCAAGAGCGACAUGAUGAGGAAGGCUGCGGCCCCAGAGGACUUCAAGCCCCUUGUCCUCCUGAACGGGCAGAUGGUGCACUUGUCCAGCCUCGUCGCCAGCGGUGGCUCGGGCGGCCGCGGAGACCGCGACCGCGGGGGGCACUGA